Molecule: messenger RNA, 1098 nt
Organism: Leishmania mexicana MHOM/GT/2001/U1103
Lineage: Eukaryota; Euglenozoa; Kinetoplastea; Trypanosomatida; Trypanosomatidae
Exons: 1
Coding region: 1-1098 (365 amino acids)
Biological process (GO): translational elongation
Cellular component (GO): nucleus; cytoplasm
Source: RefSeq, a predicted model, not a curated record
AUGGUUGUCUCACUCAUUGGGCCGCUGGACUCGCCGUACGUGCAGCGCACGCUGCUCGUCGCCGCGUACGCCGGUAUUCAGCUGAAGCUGGUGCCGAUCCAGGUUGGGAGGGAGAACGAUACAGAGGAGUACCGCCUCAACUGCCACCCCAUGCAGCGCGUGCCGGUCAUGAAGACGGAUGAGGGGUACCUGUUCGAGUCCAACGCGAUGAUCCGCUACUUGGCGCGCACGGAGGUCAUGCUGGUGUCCGUGAGCGCCGGGGCGAAUAAUGAGAAGAUCCCGCACCCGCAGUACCCGAUCCCGUACGCCAUGUAUGGUCACUCGCUGCUGGAGUCCACGCAGGUGGACAGCUGGCUUGAUUUUGCCAUCAUGCGCAUCGACUUCUACACACGACAGUUCUUCGCGUACGAGCACAAGACGGGGCCGAGGCCGGCCGCCGACAUGAAGGCGCUGCUAUGCAAGAACCUCGACGGACUCGAGCGGCGUUUAGCCUACCUGAAGGAGGCUUGCCGCGCGCUCGUACAGCAGUCCGGCUCGCUGACGGCGCGCUCCGUCAUGACGGACGAGGAGCUGGUCUGGAACGAGGAGGACUACAUGGCGUCCCGCGCGACACGUGAUUCGCGCCUCAGCUCCGUGUACAACGUAGCCGGGUCGAUUCGGCAUCGCCUCAUGGAAAAGGAACGGCAGGAGCGGGAGAAGCAGCUGAUGUUCAUCAAGAAGACCACCGACGAGGCGCUCGGCAAGGAGGAGGGCGCCGACGACCCUCAACAGUCAAGCCGUCGCCCGUCAAUGUCGCGGGACAGCAUGGCUAUCUCGGCAACGCCGCGCGCGUCGGUGCUGAUGUCGGCUCGCAGCACCAUGGGCAGCGCCGCCUCCGUCGUCCAGCGCCAUGAUCUGAUCUUCCUUGUCGGGGGCUCGCUGACGGCUGCGGAUCUCGUGAUGGCCAUGUCGCUCCACGGUGUCCUGUGCUGCCAAGAGUUGAAGCCGGUGCUUACUUCUAAGUAUCCGAACUCGUUCAAGUACUACAAGAGUGUGCUGAUGCUACCUGUUGCGGCGGAGGUGAGGAAAGCGAUUCGCCUCAACAUCAUCAAGGAGUAG